AUGUGGUCUUGGCACCUUAUUGUGUGACGACAUUUCGGUGUAGAAUUGGUUCCAGAAACGCGCUAUCGUGAUAACUCUAGCCUGGGCCAGUUCCUCACUAUGGCUGAACUCACGGCCACCGAAAAAGUCUAAGUGGUACCUAUUUUGUCUUUUAUUCUUAAAGCUUUCCUUGGAAAGUUUUUGUUUCGGGACAGGAUUGACCUAUCGGAGAUAUAGCAGCCCUAAACAUAAAAGGGUCCACGCUCCCCUCUAGGAGUUUCUCACCUUAGUUCAAACAAUGCACUUCUAUCUUCUACUGCUUCUCUCCACGCCAGAAGCUCAUUAGUCUGUACUUAAAAACUGGUUCAUUGAUCACUUCCUCCUCUUACUACACAAAAUUUUACUACCUACCGGCAGCAACGAGACAGUCUACUCUAUUGACUUUCGUGGUUCACAAACAGGUACUCAUGUCUUUAAGCACAGCUUGGCUCAGUUGGCCACAGUAUCACGUCAAUGGCAGACUAUCAUUGAGCGCCACAACUUCGAGCGGAUUAAUCUGACACUAUGGCGCAUCCCUGACCUUGGCCCUAUGACUCGCCGUAACCGAACCCUCGUCAAAUAUAUCUGGCUCUCUCUGGAACUUGACGAGUAUGAUUGUUCCAAGUGCGGAGGCCAUGACCUUCGACACAUAAGCAAAACCGACAAUUGCGUUAUUAUUACGGCAAUGCAUGACUUGUUCUUGACCCUGAGUACAUGGGGACCCCAGGGUGACUUAAAACUGGAUAUCAGCAUUCACUCGCCGAGCGACUCGCAGCAUUGGUUUAAGUAUUUGACUUUCGGGCCUGAUACUCUUCCGCACAGCCAAGCAACACUUGGCCAACGAGAUGAUCCAGAGCACGCAUGGAUUGCUGGCAAACCAUCUUCAGCUCCGACCGACGCAGCUUUACGCCACGUUUUUGCAGAAGUCUUGGGCGAGCCGUACAACGCAUUCUACGACAUAGAACAGGAGAGCAAAUGGUGGCAGACUUUGCCGGAGGUUCCGGCCAUAACAAGUGUGCUUUUACGUCUGCAGAACCGGCGGCGAUGGAGACCGAAUACGCUUACACAAAUGCUUUCCCGUCUUCCUAGACUCGAGGAAUUCCACUACGAGCCUUGGAGGGCUUGGUCCACAAACGACCAAACAGUAACAGAUCAAGGUUAUUGUUCGCUUUUCGAUUCGCUCGCGCCAAGAAAACUACGGAGACUCAUAUUAUUUGAGAAUUUUGAUGAGCAGUAUUCGUCAUGUUUCGCGCGCUGCGACAAUAUGCGAGUGCCUGACCAUUUAGUCGGCCAGGCAAUUACGAAGGCCAGUCUAGAGCUUGAGCAUCUCUCUGCAUCGUUUAUUAUUGACGUCGAACAUUUUCUUUGCGCCGUAAAGUCGGGAUGGAAUUGGCCUCAUCUAACUUCGCUUACGCUUACUUCACAAUUAUUAAGUGGUCAACAACUUCCAAUCAGGAUUAACGAUAUGUUAGAAGCAGCAGCGUCGACGGCUUUGAAAAUGCCGAAGCUUAAGACAAUGGAAAUUUGGAAUGGAAAAGUAGGAUCGGCAGCACUUUUCAGAUAUCAAUUGAAGGGCAACGAUUGCGCAGUUCUAACCUGGAAAGCCACCUGGAAAUUUACCUUGCAGCCUCGUCUCAUCAAAGCCUGGGAAGCCGUGGCACAGGCGAAUACAAAUGGCACUUACUUCGUCGUUAGGGAAUUCCUGGAUGAGAAAAUUACCAUCAAUUCUCACGCCGAUGCAAUCAACUUUCUAGAACUAUCGGAGGUCCUUCGUCCCACUUCGUUGCAGCAGAUUCUAGCAGCACACGAGAUGCGACUCGAGGGAAUGCCCCAAGGGCUUGGCCUCGCCAGAACCCAACCUACUGCUAUCCACAAAAAACCCUCGUUCUCUGGGAGGUACUGGUCAAAGGCUGUAAGGUACUAUACGAAGAUUGUGGAGCGAUAUCUUCAGAUACCCAGGUCCCACGACGAGGUGAUACAUAUGGGACCCCAGUACAUGGCUAGGCUACGUGAAGCCGGCUACGACGCAGACUUGAUAAUAGCAGAUUCUACGCCCAUCCGCUGAAAUUCUUGGGCCAAAGUCCGGAACUAUCCUCCUCGCUGAAGCUUAUAUAGGACCCUGAUAGCCGGCAACGACAAUGCCUAGGACCUAGGUGACCUAAUUUAGCCACGACCCCUUUACAUCUCCAGGCUGCCCCAUCGAGCCUACUAGUUUCGAAGCUGACACUCCAGCACAGCUCGGAUAUGUAAAUAGUCUCGUAGAUGAGCA
Molecule: messenger RNA, 2287 nt
Organism: Annulohypoxylon truncatum
Lineage: Eukaryota; Fungi; Ascomycota; Sordariomycetes; Xylariales; Hypoxylaceae
Exons: 3
Coding region: 569-2083 (504 amino acids)
Source: RefSeq, a predicted model, not a curated record